This is a messenger RNA of Scatophagus argus, 3444 nucleotides long. RefSeq names its product nuclear export mediator factor NEMF-like. Gene Ontology annotation, biological process: ribosome-associated ubiquitin-dependent protein catabolic process; rescue of stalled cytosolic ribosome. The transcript is spliced from 33 exons. The record is from RefSeq and is a predicted model, not a curated record. Gene Ontology annotation, cellular component: RQC complex. NCBI's taxonomy places the organism in Eukaryota, Metazoa, Chordata, Actinopteri, Scatophagidae. The coding region runs from base 62 to 3241 and encodes 1059 amino acids. Gene Ontology annotation, molecular function: tRNA binding; ribosomal large subunit binding.
AUCCUUAAACUAUGUAAUCUUUGAACACCGGCCAGUUAAUGACAGUCAGCCGUUUGCUACCAUGAAAACAAGAUUCACCACUGUGGAUAUCAGGGCGGUCAUCGCCGAGAUCAAUGCCAACUACAUUGGCAUGAGAGUAAACAACGUGUAUGACAUCGACAAUAAGACGUAUCUCAUCCGUCUACAAAAGCCUGACAGCAAAGCUGUUCUCCUGAUCGAGUCUGGGACUCGUAUUCACUCUACAGACUUUGAAUGGCCCAAGAACAUGAUGCCUUCGGGCUUUGCAAUGAAAUGUCGAAAACACCUGAAGACGCGGCGGUUGACCCAAGUUAAGCAGCUUGGGAUUGACAGGAUUGUUGACAUCCAGUUUGGCUCAGAUGAGGCUGCCUACCACCUGAUUGUUGAACUGUAUGACAGGGGUAACAUCAUUCUUGCAGACCAUGAGUACACCAUCCUGAAUCUGCUGCGGUUUCGUACAGCAGAGGCAGAGGAUGUUAAGAUUGCUGUUAGAGAGCGGUACCCUGUGGAGAGCGCCCGACCGCCUGAACCUCUUAUCAGUUUAGAGCGACUGACUGAAAUCCUCAGCAAAGCCCAGAAUGGGGAUCAAGUGAAAAGGGUCCUGAACCCUCAUCUCCCCUAUGGAGCCACACUGAUUGAACACAGUUUGAUGGAGGCGGGACUGCCCGGCUCUGUCAAAGUUGAUGCUGCCAACGUUGCACCUAAAAUCUUGGAAGCCCUGCAGAUUGCAGAAACGUACAUGGAAAAAACUGAGAACUUCAGCGGCAAAGGUUACAUUAUUCAAAAGAGUGAGAAGAAACCAAGUGUAACUCCUGGCAAACCCAGUGAAGAACUGCUCACAUAUGAUGAAUUCCAUCCAUUUCUCUUUGCCCAACAUGCAAAGUGCCCCUAUUUGGAGUUUGAAACUUUUGACAAGGCUGUGGAUGAGUUCUUUUCCAAGAUGGAGAGUCAGAAGAUUGACAUGAAGGCCUUGCAGCAGGAGAAACAGGCCCUGAAGAAGUUGGAAAAUGUUAAGAGGGACCAUGAGCAGCGACUGGAGGCUUUACACCAAGCACAGGAGAUGGACAGAGUAAAGGGUGAACUGGUGGAGAUGAACUUGCCUGUGGUAGAGAGAGCGCUGCAGGUGGUGCGCAGUGCACUGGCCAAUCAGGUGGACUGGACCGAGAUUGGCAUUAUUGUGAAAGAAGCACAAGAUGCCGGGGACCCUGUGGCCUGCGCCAUCAAGGAGCUGAAGCUGCAGACCAACCACAUCACCAUGCUUUUAAAGAAUCCAUAUAUAUCUGAGGAGGGCCAGGAAGAAGAGGAGGAGAAAAAAGAUGUGGUUGAGGGAAAAGGAAAGAAAAAUAAGAAUAAAGACAAAGGACAGAACAAGAAGCUACAAAGGAAUAAGCCCAUGCUUGUGGAUGUGGAUCUGGCCCUAUCAGCUUAUGCCAAUGCCAAAAAAUACUAUGACAACAAACGGACUGCUGAAAAGAAGGAACAUAAAACCAUUGAAGCAGCAGAUAAGGCUAUGAAAUCUGCAGAGAAAAAAACACAGAAAACACUUAAAGAGGUUCAGACUGUGACCACCAUUCAGAAGGCCAGAAAGGUCUAUUGGUUUGAGAAGUUCUUGUGGUUCAUCAGCUCAGAGAAUUAUCUGGUCAUCGCAGGAAGGGAUCAGCAGCAGAAUGAGAUGAUCGUCAAACGCUACCUGCGGGCAGGUGAUAUCUAUGUUCACGCUGACCUCCAUGGUGCGACUAGCUGUGUCAUCAAAAACCCCUCAGGCGACCCCAUCCCUCCUCGUACCCUGACGGAAGCUGGCACUAUGGCUGUUUGUUACAGCGCUGCUUGGGAUGCCAAGAUCAUCACCAGUGCCUGGUGGGUUCAUCAUCAUCAGGUGUCUAAGACAGCUCCCACUGGAGAGUACCUGACCACUGGAAGUUUCAUGAUCAGAGGAAAGAAAAACUUCCUGCCACCUUCUUACUUGAUUAUGGGCUUCGGAUUCCUCUUCAAGGUUGAUGAGCAGAGUGUGUUUCGGCACCGCGGGGAGAGAAAGGUGAAGACUGUGGAGGAGGAAAUGGAGGAGGUCUCGUCCACAACUGCUGAGCUGUUGAAGGAGGAGGGAGAGGAGCUGAUAGGUGAUGACAGCAGCAAUGAAGAUCAGAGUGAGGAAAGAGCGGGAGAAGGAGAGAUGGAAAAGAUGGCUGGGGGGGAUGAUGGUGGGAGUAGUGAACUGGCUGCUGUUCCCGAGGAAGACAACAUGGAGGAAACGGUAGAAGAAGGGAGAGAUGAAGACAGUGAUGAUGAAGAGGAGAUGGAGAAUGAAGAGAGUGAAGAGUUCAGCUUUCCGGACACGACCAUCUCCCUCUCUCAUUUACAGCCCAGCAGCACUCAGAACCCUGGUUUCAAAAAGGAAGUGACCACUCAGGCUGAGGCAGACUUGCAGGGGAAGAAACACAUGACUGCCAAACAGAGAAGAGAUGAAAAGAAGAAGAAGCAGAAGCAGGAAGGUUGUGACACUGAGGUUUCAUCUGGUGGAUCAGCAGUCAAUCAGGGAUCCAGAGGUGGAGGAGGCUCCUCCCAGCAGCCACUGAAGAGAGGCCAAAGGAACAAGUUAAAAAAGAUAAAAGAGAAGUACAAAGACCAGGAUGAAGAAGACAGGGAGCUGAGGAUGCAGCUGCUCGGGUCAGCUGGUUCCGCCAAGGAUGAGAAGGAUAAGGGGAAGAAAGGCAAGAAGGGGAAGGGGAAAGAAGAACCGGUCAGGAAACCAGCCUCUCAGAAACCACCCCAGAAGCCUCGUAAUGUGGAGACAGCAGCAAGUAAACCCGAGCAGACGGCCGGAGGGGAGGAUACUGAGGAGAGAGGAGAGGAGGGAGGUACCGCUGAACCGGAGGAAAAGGAAGAUGAUGUGGACCAGGACAACCCUGGAGCAGAGGAAGCAGAGGACCUGCUCACCUCUCUGACAGGCCAGCCUCAUCCUGAAGACGUGUUGCUGUUCGCUGUGCCAGUCUGUGCUCCAUACACUGCCCUCUCCAACUACAAACACAAAGUGAAACUGACACCAGGUUCUCAGAAGAAAGGAAAAGCUGCACGCACUGCAGUCCUCAGCUUUACGAAAGCCAAAGACACGUCAAACAGAGAGAAAGACCUGUUCCGCAGCGUCAAGGAUGCUGAUCUAUUCAGAAACGUGCCUGGGAAAGUUAAAGUGUCUGCUCCAAACCUGCUGGCUGCCAAGAAGAAAUGAGAGGCAAGUGAAUGCAGAGCUGACCACAGCCGGAUUCAGUUUUUCAUCAUUUCAGUGGGACUCUGCUGACUUCUACAAUUCCAGUAGUGACUGGUUCAGAUCUGAUGGUCAGUGUGAAUGAUAUGAAUCAUUUUAAUUCUACAGACUGACUGUAUUUGUUUGAAAUGAAGACACAGAACAUUAACAAAGCUGGACUGAACACA